CAAUAUUAUCGCACAAAUCUCUGCUGAACAGUAUAAAAACCAACUCGAAAUCUCAAACGUUCGAAUUGACUUCGGUUUCUUCCAGACAUGAAGUUCCUCGCAGCUAUAGCGUUCCUUGUACUUGGAGUGGCUUAUGCGCACCACUCAGCCGAACAUGAACUGAGAUACCCACAGUUCCAUCCUGGACUGUCUCACCUGUAUGGUUUGACUAUCAACAUGACAGCUGGUGUUCCAGGCCUCAGCUCCCAAGUUUCUAAAGCAGUCAUUUUUGGAGAAGUCAUAAUUUUCGCCAAGACAGAAAACGAACUUGUCCUCAAAUUCGAUCAUGUAGAAGCUAGUGGUUCUUUGCCUGGAGUGUCAAGCAAAACUCAGCUUCUUGAAUACAAUGAACAGAAUUCUUUGAGAGAGGAGUUGCAAGUUCCAACUUAUGCCAAAUAUCAAGAUGGAAAGAUUGUCGAAUACAGUCAGAAUACAGCAGAAUCUUUGCUUGCACAAAAGAUCAGAAGAACUGUUUGGCGAAAUCUUCAAGUGCACAUUGACGAGAAGUACACCGGAAGCGAUGCCGUGAAAGAAUGGCCAAUCACGUACAACCUUACAAGGAGCUCUCCUGCAGGCAAGUACAAGUCUCACUAUGCCAUAACCGUUAGUCCUUUCAUAGAGUGGCCGAAGUCCCAGAACGUCUAUAACAUCAGUCGAUUCGACAACUUUGAAGGAGUUCCUUACAUUGCAUACAAGUACCACCACAACUUCGAAAAACAGGGAUGCCCAGAAGUUUGCACAAAGGAACAUAUCGAAAAUAGAUUUGGGUCUGGAUGCCCCAAUGGACACGAACCUCAUCACGGUUUGAUCAAGAGGUCUUUCACACAACAACACAACUUGAAACUUUCCGACAGACUCCCAAAAAUCCUCAUCUUUGACAGUGUUUACACCAAAGAAACCCACCUCGCCAAUGUUUAUGAACAAGACUUGGAUGUCACAGUCGAGUCUACUCUCGAGUAUGAGAUGGCAAAUAAUGAAAAAUUGGAUUACAAUAAAGAGCAGUUAGUUAAAACAGACCUCGAUGAUCUUACACAAGAAGUUCAAGAAUCAGAGUGGGAAGAUCUCUGCCAGUACCCACAAACGCGAGAAAUAAUUAACGAUGCGAAGAGACUACUGAGAGAAACUGCUGACGUCAUCUUAGCUGAUGAAAACCAGAGUGAAAAAUCAAAAGAAGUUGGAAGAAAUGUAGUUACCAUUCAAAAAAUAAUGCAGAGAUUCAAGAUUGGCGAUUUCAGAACACUCAGAGAUUUCAUUAAGAGUUAUCACCAACUGGAAACAGCAACCGAACAAGAAAAAAUCGUAAGGCAACUCUGGUUGGAUAUCUUGCCAACUGUUGGAACUGACGAUUCCGUUACCUUUAUCGUGACACACAUCAAUGAAAACAUCGACAUCGAUGUGAGAGAAAUCUCAUUCUGGGAAUCAAAAUCCGUUUUGGAAGCUCUGCCACAAAACAUUCACCAUCCCACUGCAAAGACGAUAACCGAGCUCUCAAAACUCCUCAGUGCUAAAAUCCCAGAGACAACUGGAUAUACUUUGUUCUACUCCGCUGCUCACAUGGCAGUGGCCCGAGUCAUUCGCAGAAUGUGCGCAUACCCCCUUCCAGAACAAGAUGAAGAAAACCUUCAAUCUAGUCAACAGAGUUACAGUUUGAGGAACAUGUGGCAAUCCCAAUCCCAAUCGGAACCAUUGAAAGAAGGCAGUGACAAGUUCCACAUGUAUCUGCAAUGUCCAGAGAGAGUUGCCAACCAAUUCAUCGAUAGGGUAACUGAUUCUCUUCUCAAAACUCAAAACAAGGCCAAGAGGGUAAUUUACAUCGAAACUCUGUCCCUCACAGGACUGCCUAAAGUGUUGCCCACUCUGAGAAAGUACGUCCACGGUAACCCUAAAGACAGGAGUAUCUUCCCUGGACUCACCAUCAGCUACGUCGACUACAUCAAGACAUCGACCAUCUUCGCCCUCCACAACCUUGCUGGUAGAUCUCCAAGACAAGUUCAAGACAUGUUAGUUCCAGUGUUCUUCAAUGUGACAUUACCUCCUAAAGUCAGAAAUUCCGCCUUCAGUGUUUUAGUGAAAUCUCAGCCAACUUUGGCUCUUUUGGAACAGAUUGCUGCUCUAAGCUGGAGAGAACCAAGUGAGGAAGUAGCCAGCUACGUUACUUCCACUUUCGAGUCUUUCGGAAACAGUUCUCAACCAUGCUACCAGAGUCUUUCUCAACGCCUCAGAAAGGUUUAUCCUCAACUGAAGAGGCAUGAUGGUGGAAUAUUCAAAGCCAAAAACAUUCUUUUGGACGUGUUUGACGAGUUGACCGGUUAUGGAAUUGAGAAGCGUUACAACUACAUUCCAAGCAACGAAUCUUUUAUUCCAAGUAUUUUCUACAGUUCUGUUGGAUAUAAUGUUGGCAACCUUAAGGACUAUGCUUGUCAAGUUGCAAGUAAUGUUCAAGGAAUAACCUUCGGUCAAAUCUACGAAGAAGUCCUUAAACGUGUCAGUUUGUCAAGCCCCGCUGAUAUCCCAAAGAAGUUCGAAACAACUCUCUUCAAAGACGUAACCCUUGUAUCACGUGACCCUGAACCUUGGAAAGCCAUUUUCUUCCAUAAGAUUUUCUACUCCACUUCCUAUUACUACUUGGACGCUAAUGAUUUCACCACACAAGAUCUUUACAAGAUGUUCCUGGACUUGUUCACAUACUACGUCAAGGAGCAAGGAUCAGAAGUCAGCGGACAUUUUGUCAAACUCUACAUUCCAACUUCAUUCCACAGUAAGAGCAUCUUCAAAGCCAUUCCUUUCCCUACUCAGUUCGAAAUGAAGAGCCCACUUCUCUUAUCGCUAAAAUUCAAGUUAACUUAUCCAGCUGAGAAAACUUUGGAUUACAAAAUCGAUGUCCAACCAAGUGUAUACCACUCACACAUUUUCGUCAAUGAGAUUUUGAACUUGGGUGACUGCAAGAGGGUUGGAGUUUACUACGAACAGAAGACAGCUGCCUCUUACCCAUUCUCAGCUGCCAUCAACGUCCAAAGGGGUGGUAAACUCAGCUUUUCAUACAAAGUAGCCAAACUCCCCAAGACAAUUGUUUCACACAGAUCUGAGGCCGGAACAUACUCCGGAAAAGAAUACUUGACACCUCUACCAACUCAGGAGAGGAGAACCAUCAAGACACAACCCACUCAAUUUAAGUAUCCUGUGUCUUUCGACUACCCUGGACAGCCAAAAUUCACUGGAGAAAUCAAAACUGAAGAUCUUCCAUUUUCAAACGAUCCCCUUCCGCAAAAUUGGCAAGAAGCUGCGCUGUACGUUCACAGGCUUUACAUGAAUUCUGGAUGGAAACGAAGAUCCGUAGAGAUCCAAAGAGUACCCAAAGCUAUUUUCAGAGACGAAAGCGAUGAAAUUGAAUAUGAACUUAACUAUUGGAGGGAUCUCAAGCACUCAAGCGAAAAAGGAUCAGAAGCUAACUGGAGCGAAGGCUUGAAAUUCGAUGAUAAACUCACCGAGACGAACACAAAAGCUUAUGCCGCUGAGGGUCUGAAGAUAUACGAAAAAAUUAACACCCUGAGCCACAUCAAGGACAAUUUUGAGGUUAAAGUACAUCACAGAGUUGCAUCAAAAGAGAUCGAAACGACCGAAAUCAGUUUAAAAUACUAUCACACUUUCGGAGGAUAUUUACACUUGGUGCACGUGAAUGGCUCAACAUUAACACCCCGACAUACCAAAAGAUAUCCAUUGGCUGCUGAUUUCGCCACUGGUUACAUUAACAUGCCCAAUGAAUUUAAAUACGAACAGAAGUAUGAACAGCAAGGAUUGGCGAUUGGAGCAUUUGCCUACGGUGAUUCAACAGCUUUCAUGCAUCCAGCUAUCAUUUCUAAGGCUGUAUUUAAUUACAAACCUGUGGGCGAAGUGCUACCUUUGGAGAAACGAGUGACUUUUGAACCAGAUACCAGUGGAGAAUGUAAAAAGGAUGCUGCCGCAGGGGCCGCCCAUUCUCCAGCAUGCAUCAAGGCCAUCAGAGAAAAAUCUAUCUACAACCACCUGAGAAUGCAAACUAUCUGGGGAGAGGAAGUUCACGAAUUAGUAAAGGAUAUCGGAAAUUACCUUGACAUGAAAAUGAAGCACGAUUACUUCUCCCACGUUAAAGUUGACAAGAAAUCGGACGAGACAAUUUCAUUGCGAGUCGAAGCAACAUACAUUGACAAGAUGACUAGCAAGCCAGUUGUUAAUAUUCUAGUUGAUAAGCCUACAGAGAUAGUCAACUACACAAUGGUCCCUGCUGGAAUAAUGAAGCCUCUCUCCAGCAUUGAAAGUGUCUAUGAGACUUAUGCUCAUGAUUACAGUAACAACACAUAUCCUGCUUCUUGUUCAUUGACUGGCAAUUAUGUUAAGACAUACGACAUGAAAGUUUACGAAAUGGCCAAGCAUGACUGCUCCUACGUCUUGACAACCCACUGCACUGAACACAAGAAGUUCGCUGUUAUAGUCAAACGCAGUCGUUCUUCAGUUCCCGAACUCCAAGUUCACCUUGGGGAGGAUAAAAUCAUUUUGAAUCCAGGAUCUGGAUCUUCCUACCCAGUGAAAUUCAACUCCCAACAACACUCCCUCAGCACCCUGCAACACGUAAUGUUGAAUGAAUCCGCCUUGAUUUCAGCUCAAGUGUUCCUGACAACCGACGGCAGCUACGUUCAGAUCCACGCUGUGAAAGCCGGUGUUAAAGUUUUGUACGACGGACAAUACGUCAAAGUACAAGUAAAUCCCAGAUAUAAGGGAGAACUAUGUGGACUCUGCAGUGAAUACAAUGGUGAAAUCGCCAGGGAAUACAGAGGUCCAGACAGAUGCUUGUAUUUGGACGGAGAAGGUUUUUCAAUAUCAUCCAUUGUUGGCCGAUGUGGAGAAAAAUCAACCAGAGUACCCCGAUUGUGUGACAAUGAAGAGAUUCAAGUCCACUGGGCCAGAGGACACGGUGAUUCUGAAGAGGACAGCAGGGAAGGAUACGAACCAACUUCUAAAAGGAACAUAGUUACUUCACAGGGUAGCAAAAUCUGCUUUUCCACAAAACCAGUCCCAGUAUGUGAAAACAGUGCCCAACCCACCAUGACUGAAUCACGCCAAGUAGACUUCCAUUGCCUGCCAAAACGAAACCUUCACGCCAGGAAGAUGGUUACUGAAUCCAAGAGGAGAAUUCUGGGAGAACUCGAAACUAAGACCGUCGAUUACUCUGAUAGCAUUGAAGUUGCCAAGAUGUGUUAAGAAUCUGAGCACCUCAUGAACUUUUAUUAAAUCGGUUAUUUACUUUCAGAUCUAAAAUAUGUACAAUUUUUUUUACAAAAAUGUGUAUAAAAGAUGAUCAAUAAACAUCAUAUUAAAAAAAACUUUUAA
Messenger RNA from Parasteatoda tepidariorum (common house spider), 5403 nucleotides. Its product is annotated as vitellogenin-6. The record is from RefSeq and is a predicted model, not a curated record. Gene Ontology annotation, molecular function: lipid carrier activity. Gene Ontology annotation, biological process: lipid transport. NCBI's taxonomy places the organism in Eukaryota, Metazoa, Arthropoda, Arachnida, Araneae, Theridiidae.